This is a messenger RNA of Lactuca virosa, 1936 nucleotides long. NCBI's taxonomy places the organism in Eukaryota, Viridiplantae, Streptophyta, Magnoliopsida, Asterales, Asteraceae. The record is from the annotation of a GenBank genome assembly.
AUUUCAUACUCGUAGUAAAAACCUUUUCUGAAACCCUGAUUCACGCUAAAACCCAAAUCGCAGGCUAUUACCUUUGCCUGCAAUAAUCCCCAUCGACAAUGGAGAUCGACGACAAGGAAAACCCUAACCCUAAUGCCACCAAUUCACCUACGCAAACAGCUGUUCAAAUCGCACCAGUUGAAUCUCCGAUUCCAUUAAUCCCACCCGCAAUCACACCUCCAAUUGCUCCAAUCCCUGUACUCCCUCCUCCGCCUCCCUCAAUCCCACGUCCACUUGCCCCUCUUCCCUCUAUUCGUCCACCAAAUGGCGACGCUGCAAAUACUACAAACGAAAACGCCGAUUCCGACGAAGAGGGUGACGAGUCAGGUCCCGAAUACGAAAUCUCCGAAGAGAGCAGGUUGUUUAGAGAGAAACAGGAGAAAGCAAAACAAGAUUUCUUAAUGAAGCAACGUGCUGCAGCACUAGCAGUGCCCACCAACGAUAAAGCAGUAAGGUCUAGACUAAGGCGGUUAGGUGAACCAGUGACACUGUUCGGUGAAAGAGAGAUGGAGAGGAGAGAUAGGUUGAGGAUGCUUAUGGCGAAGUUAGAUUCAGAAGGGCAAUUGGAAAGACUGAUGAAGAUUUUGGAGGAAGAAGAAGCAGCUGUGAAUGCAGCAGGAAUGGAUGAUGGAGGGUAUGAGGUUGAAGGAGAGGCUGUUCAGUAUCCGUUUUAUACAGAGGGGUCUACGGCUUUGUUGAAGGCACGAUAUGAAAUUGCAAAAGAUUCAGUGGUGAAAGCUGCAAUGAGGUUGAAGAGAGCUAGAAGGAAGAGGAAUGAUCCAGAUGAAGAUGAAGAUGCAGAGAUAAAUUGGGCUUUGGAGAAUGCCAAGACUUUUUCUUUGGAUUGUAGUGAGAUUGGAGAUGACAGGCCUCUUUCAGGGUGUUCCUUUUCUUCUGAUGGGAAGUUUCUUGCCACCUGUUCUAUAACUGGAGUUGCUAAAAUAUGGAGCAUGCCCGAGAUAAAGCUGAUGUCAUCAUUAAAGGGACAUACAGAACGAGCAACUGAUGUUACAUUUUCUCCAACAAACAACCACAUAGCAACUGCAUCUGCUGAUCGCACUGCAAAAUUAUGGAACACCAAAGGAACUCUUCUUCACACGUUCAAGGGUCAUCUGGAUCGUUUAGCUCGUGUUGCUUUCCAUCCAUUAGGAAAGUAUUUAGGAACAACUAGUUUUGAUAAAACAUGGAGAUUAUGGGACACGGAAACCGGUGAAGAGUUGUUACUCCAAGAAGGUCAUAGUAGAAGUGUGUAUGGAAUAGCUUUUCACCCUGAUGGCUCUUUAGCAGCAUCUUGUGGGCUCGAUGCACUUACACGUGUGUGGGACCUACGAACAGGGAGAAGCAUUCUUGCAUUAGAAGGUCAUGUCAAACCGGUAUUGGGUGUCAGUUUUUCGCCAAAUGGGUAUCAUUUGGCGACGGGAGGUGAGGAUAAUACUUGUAGGAUUUGGGAUUUGAGGAAGAAAAGAUCGUUGUACACGAUUCCUGCUCAUUCAAAUCUUAUUUCUCAAAUUAAAUUUGACCCUCAAGAAGGAUAUUUCUUGGUGACCUCUUCUUAUGAUAUGACUGCUAAGGUGUGGUCAGCUAGAGACUUUAAGCCCGUGAAGGUUCUUUCAGGCCAUGAAGCUAAAGUUACAUCUGUUGAUGUAGUUGGAGAUGGACAAAGUAUAGCAACUGUUUCACAUGACAGGACAAUAAAGCUAUGGUCGAGCAAAAAUGCUGAAAAAGAGAAGGCAAUGGAUCUUGAUUAAAUAUUGAAAGGUGGGGAGAAAAAGUUCUGUAGUUCAUUCGUAUUUUUUUGACAAGAAAUUUUGUAGAUCAGUGUUAAUGGGAUUUGAUUUAUUAGUGAUAUCAAAAGAUAUAUUGUUUGGUGUAAAUUUAGUUAUAUUUAAAAGGCUGA